AUGGCGAUGAAAGACGUUGCUUUGUCCAGCGGUUCAGCAUGCACGUCAGCAUCAUUGGAACCAUCGUACGUAUUAAGAGCCAUCGGAGCCGAUGAAGAUUUAGCACAUUCAUCAAUACGAUUCGGUUUGGGAAGGUUCACGACCAUAGAAGAAGUUGAUUACACGGCUGAAAAAUGCAUCAAACACGUUCAAAGGCUUAGAGAAAUGAGGUUUGAUAGAAUACAUAUAGUGAAGAUUGAGAGAAGAGAGUGUGAGUGA
Pediculus humanus corporis (human body louse) is the source of this 258-nucleotide messenger RNA. Its product is annotated as cysteine desulfurylase, putative. The record is from RefSeq and is a predicted model, not a curated record. Lineage: Eukaryota; Metazoa; Arthropoda; Insecta; Psocodea; Pediculidae. The coding region runs from base 1 to 258 and encodes 85 amino acids. Gene Ontology annotation, molecular function: cysteine desulfurase activity. The transcript has a single exon. Gene Ontology annotation, cellular component: cytosol; nucleus; mitochondrion. Gene Ontology annotation, biological process: iron-sulfur cluster assembly.